AUGUGCGGAAUUUUCGCCUAUCUUAACUUUUUGACGCCGAAGAAGCGCUCGGAGAUUGUCGAUAUUCUCGUGCAAGGACUUCAGCGUAUGGAAUACCGAGGAUACGAUUCUGCAGGAAUCGCCAUCGACGGCUCGAACGAGAUUGAAAGUCCCCACUCGAAGGUGGCGCUGUUGCGGAAAACCGGCAAAGUGUCGGUGCUGGCCGAGCACAUUCGCAAGCAGACGGACCUCGACAUGGACAUGGAGUACAACAUUCAUUGCGGAAUUGCGCACACACGCUGGGCGACGCACGGCGAGCCGCGAGACGUCAACUCGCAUCCGCAUCGCAGUAAUGAGAGCAACGAUUUUCUCAUUGUGCACAACGGCAUCAUCAACAAUUACAAGCAGAUCAAGGAGUAUCUGAUGAAGAAGGGACAUGUGUUCGAGUCGGAGACCGACACGGAGGUCAUCGCGAAACUCACCCAACAUAUUCACGACAGAUAUCCGGAAUUUUCGUUUAGGCAGCUCGUUGAGACUGUCAUUCAGCAAUUGGAGGGCGCUUUUGCGUUGGCGUUCAAAUCGCCGAGAUUCCCUGGCCAGCUUGUGGCCACACGUCGUGGCUCGCCGCUUCUCGUCGGCAUCAAGAGCAACGCUCGAUCGCAGGCCAAUCAUUUUCCGGUGUCGUUCUCGAAAGAUGCUGGAUGGAAUUGGGGAGACGAUAAGCAGACAGAUGGUCGUCGAUUCAUGUCGAAAAAUGCCACUCAUUUGCGCGAAGAGUCGUCGUUCGUCGAGACACCCAACAACAUUUUGGAUCUCUCAAUCGCUGUUCGCUCGUCGAAUGGAUCGGCGAAAUUGGAGAUGACCGACAACACGACGGCUGUCGGACCAUUCGACUCGGCCGACUGGGAAGUUGAAUACUUUGUCGCUUCCGACGCGUCGGCGAUCAUCGAGCACACCAAACAGGUGUUGUUCCUCGAGGACGACGAUGUCGCUUUGGUUGAGGACGGCGCUCUUACGAUUCAUCGCAUCUCGCGACACGCCGACAAUGGAGAGCAGAAGCGCGAGGUGCAGCUUCUCGAGAUGGAGUUGCAGGAGAUCAUGAAGGGAUCCUACAAGACGUUCAUGCAGAAGGAGAUCUUCGAGCAGCCGGACUCGGUGGUGAACACGAUGCGCGGACGCGUCCUUCCCAGCGGCCAAGUGGUGCUCGGCGGCAUCAAAUCGUACCUAUCCGACAUCAAACGAUGCCGCCGAUUGAUAAUGGUGGCUUGCGGCACGUCGUACAAUUCGGCGAUCGCUUGCCGCCAAAUUCUCGAGGAGCUCUCCGAGUUGCCGGUUGUCGUCGAGCUCGCGUCGGACUUUUUGGAUCGCGAGACGCCGAUUUUCCGCGACGACGUGUGUUUGUUCAUCUCGCAGAGCGGCGAGACCGCCGACACGCUGAUGGCGUUGAGAUAUUGCAAACCGCGCGGCGCGCUGACAAUCGGCUUCACCAACACGGUGGGCUCGUCGAUUUGUCGCGAAUCGCACUGCGGUGUUCACAUCAACGCCGGUCCCGAGAUCGGCGUGGCGUCGACGAAGGCCUACACGUCGCAAAUCAUCUCGCUUCUCAUGUUCGCGUUGACGCUGUCGGACGAUCGUAUGUCGAUGACGGUGAGAAGGAAGGAGAUCAUCCAGGCGCUCAAUGAUCUUCCCGACCACAUCCGCAAGGUGCUCGAACUCGACCAGGAGGUUCGCACGAUCGCUCAACGCAUUUACAAGGAGAAAUCGCUGCUCAUCAUGGGACGCGGAUUCAACUUCGCCACGUGUCUCGAAGGCGCCUUGAAGAUCAAGGAGCUCUCCUACAUGCACUGCGAGGGAAUCAUGUCGGGAGAAUUGAAGCACGGGCCAUUGGCGAUGGUCGACGAGUUUUUGAGCAUCUGCAUGGUGAUUUGCAAUGAUCACGUCUACACGAAGUCGUUGAACGCUCUUCAACAGGUGGUCGCUCGCAAAGGAUCGCCUAUCAUCAUUGCUGACAACAGUGUGCCGCAGGAGGAUCUCGCUUCGAUGAAGCACGUGCUUCGUGUUCCAAGGACCGUUGAUUGCGUUCAGAACAUUCUGACGGUUAUCCCACUCCAGCUGCUCGCCUAUCACAUUGCCGAGCUCAACGGCGCCAACGUGGACCGACCGCGCAAUUUGGCCAAGUCGGUGACGGUCGAGUGA
Molecule: messenger RNA, 2175 nt
Organism: Caenorhabditis bovis
Lineage: Eukaryota; Metazoa; Nematoda; Chromadorea; Rhabditida; Rhabditidae
Source: the annotation of a GenBank genome assembly